AUGUCACUGCGCGAUAUACGAUCCUCGAUGAAGAGAGAUCCAGACGGACAUGGCAUAAGUGCACUGGGCUUUGAUGGUGUCCUUCGUGCGUUUGACGCUGAACGGAAUGUUCUUGACGCCGUUGGCCUCAAUCCAGCGCAGAUCAGAGAGUACUACGAUGGUUUGCCAAUGCCCGAAAGAUUCCUCACUGCCGAUGGCCGGAGUGUAUCCCGCCAGGAUAUGUUUAAUCCCAACGCGGAGGAUAUUCCUAGGAAACCUACAGAGGAGGACAGAGCUAGAACUCGGGCAUAUAAUGAGGCGUUGAAAAGGCGCGGAGUCUCAUGCUGUGUUGCGGACAAGUCAGCUGAUGACGGCGAAUCUAAAUCAGAUCGUAUAUAG
This is a messenger RNA of Fusarium musae, 378 nucleotides long. RefSeq lists its product as uncharacterized. The transcript has a single exon. NCBI's taxonomy places the organism in Eukaryota, Fungi, Ascomycota, Sordariomycetes, Hypocreales, Nectriaceae. The record is from RefSeq and is a predicted model, not a curated record. The coding region runs from base 1 to 378 and encodes 125 amino acids.